UUAAUAUCUGGAAGACGUGUAUAAAGAAUACUUGGAAGGUUCUCCUGUAACUAUUUCUUUCUAGGAUGUUCAAGAAUUUGAAGAUGGAAAUACUAUAUGCGAUUUUAAUUUUGUAGGUGGUGAAAAAUUUGCUGCUGAUGGUUUGAUUUUGGGGAUGCUUAUUUUUACUGUGUACAUUUAUAGGAUGGUCAAGAAUUUGAAGAUGGAAAUACUUUAUGCGAUAUUUAUUUUGUAGGUGGUGAAAAAUUUACUGCUGAUGGUUUAAUUUUGGGGAUGCUUAUUUUUAAUGUGUAGAUUUAUAUAUGAGGCCACUCUAUGUCUGUCUCUGUGAUGGUCCAUCGUCUUAGCAUGUUAAGGUCAAAGUGCAAUUGAAGCUCCAUGAUAAACAACUAUGAUAUUUGAUUGAUGUCAUGGUAUUUGGCUGCUAAAGUUGCGGCAUUUGCAGCAAUCAAAGUGGAGUGCAUUAAGUUCGAAGAUUCUUUUAUGUCUGAACAGGCCUCUCAGUUUUUAUUGGUAAUUGGGUUGCUUGGAGAGUACUGUCCUCCAUCAAAAUAUAAGUAUAGUCAUCCUGCUCACAGACUUGGCUGCAUGCAUCUUGAGCUCCAAGGAUACAACAUACACUUUCAGGGUUGCCAAUUUAUGCGUCCUUUUUCUUCUGGUAGUAACAUUCAUCAUACUGAAGAAAUCCUUGUUGAAGAAGACGAGCUGCUUCCAUUUUGAUAAAUUUGAUAUAGAUCAGUUCCCUUUUUAAGGACAAAAUGGCUUUGCAAAAUAUUGGUGCUGGAAACAAGGAUGAUGCCUUUUACAGGUAUAAGAUGCCUAAAAUGAUAACAAAAAUCGAAGGUCGUGGAAAUGGCAUCAAGACCAACUUGGUCAACAUGGUUGACAUUGCAAAGGCCCUGGGAAGGCCUGCUUCUUACACAACAAAGUAUUUUGGCAACGAGCUCGGAGCUCAAUCCAAGUUUGAUGAGAAAACUGGAACUUCCCAUGUGAAUGGAGCCCAUGACACUUCAAAACUUGCUGCACUUCUUGAGAACUUCAUCAAGAAGUAUGUCCAGUGUUAUGGCUGUGGGAAUCCUGAAACUGAAAUCAUCAUCUCAAAAUCACAGAUGAUCAAUCUAAAAUGUGCUGCCUGUGGUUUCAUUUCAGAGGUUGACAUGAGGGACAAGCUCACGACAUUCAUUCUUAAGAACCCUCCCGAGGCAAAGAAAGGAUCGAAGGACAAAAAGGCGAUGAGGAGGGCUGAGAAAGAGCGGCUGAAGGAAGGAGAAGCUGUUGAUGAGGAGCAGAAGAAACUUAAGAAAGAUGCUACGAAGAAGAAAGGCGUUUCUGGAGGUGCAAAGGAUUCCACCAAAGCAUCUAGCAAGAAGAAAGCCAAUAAUUCUGAUGAGCAGCAUUCUCCGACUGGUAGCCAGGCGGAUGAGAAUGAAGGGGGAGCUGCUGAGGACUCUGAUGAUGAUGUCCAGUGGCAGACUGACACAUCUGCUGAGGCAGCUCGACAAAGUAUCCUAGAGCAGCUGAAUUCUGUCACAGCUAGCAUGGUCAUGAUCUCAACCAAUGAAGACAAGCCAAAAUCAGGUAAGAACUCCCCAGCACGCGAAGAAAAACCCAAGGCCAAUGGGAACACUGUUAAAUCUAGUAAUGGUCAUGCUGAACUUGUCGAGGAAAUCAAGGAAUUUCUGGAUAAAGGUUCAUCUGCAUCCAAGCUUAAGGUGUUCUUGGGUUCUCUCUCUGGUACUGAUCAAGAGGUUGUUGAUGCCUUAUUUGAAGCCUUGUUUAAUGGGGUGGGAAAAGGAUUCUCUAAAGAGGUUGUUAAGAAAAAGAAGUACCUUGCAGCUGCAGCUCAGGAAGAGGGCUCACAGCUGAUUCUACUUCAGGCUAUCGAGUCUUUCUGUGGAAAAGCAAGCCCUGAGGCAGUGAAGGAGGUGGGGCUGGUUCUGAAAGAGUUGUACGAUAAUGAUAUGUUGGAAGAAGAGUUUAUUGACAAGUGGUAUCAGAAGGGUUCAACUGGGAACAAUAAGGCCUCCCCUAUCUGGAAGAAUGUCAAGCCAUUCGUGGAGUGGCUGCAGAGUGCUGAGUCUGAAACCGAAGAUGAGUGAGCCAAUCCACACGGAUGAUUGCAAGGAUUCUUUGUUUCUUUCACUACUCUAAGAACUAUUUUAAGCUUGGUUUGUGGUCAAUAAUGCUACUUUUCGAUUAGGUCCAGGUUUUGAGUCAUUUCUACUGGCAGUAUUCCAGACGCGUGUGUGUGUUUUCAGACUUUCUUGAUGUUUAGUCUUGAAUAAGUAGGGAAGAAAUAUCCGGUGGGAUUUGCUGCCUGCUGUUUUUUCCUCGGGUGUCUUUGUUGGUCUGUUAUCAUUGUCUUUAUGGAUUUCUAUAUGACAUGUUGGGCUUGUUUUGAUUA
Olea europaea var. sylvestris is the source of this 2404-nucleotide messenger RNA. RefSeq names its product probable eukaryotic translation initiation factor 5-1. Gene Ontology annotation, biological process: translational initiation; formation of cytoplasmic translation initiation complex; formation of translation preinitiation complex. Gene Ontology annotation, molecular function: GDP-dissociation inhibitor activity; translation initiation factor activity; eukaryotic initiation factor eIF2 binding. The record is from RefSeq and is a predicted model, not a curated record. Lineage: Eukaryota; Viridiplantae; Streptophyta; Magnoliopsida; Lamiales; Oleaceae. Gene Ontology annotation, cellular component: cytosol. Bases 759 to 2099 code for a protein of 446 amino acids. The transcript has 2 exons.